AUGCCACCACGCACGGGCACUGUGGUCGGUAUAUUUGGCGUCCUUUUGGGCGUCAUCUUAGCUGUCCAGCUCGCUUUCAACUUUCAUGGAACCAGCCGGGCCAAUCAAUUCAGUCGUUCUCUGCCACUUCAGUCAACCCGCGCUGAUAAGUCAGCCACGGAGGAUGACAUAUUCAACGUCGGUAUUGGAAAGGCCGAUGUUACCGGGCCGGUUGUAGAGAUCGUGUUUAUGGGAUUUGCUGAUUCUGAGCAAAAGGGAACUGGUCUUCGUCAGCGUCUUUACUCUCGUGCUUUUAUCAUCGAGAACCCCAACAAGCAAGAUGAUACCUUUAUUUACCUCGUUACCGAUCUCGCUGCUGGCGAUACAGCUGUGAGAGAUGGUGUCCUCAAGGGGCUUGCUGCCAUGGGGCCAGAGUACUCUCGAUACGGAUCUCACAAUCUCGCUCUGUCCGGAACCCACUCCCAUGCUGGCCCGGGUGCCUGGCUCAACUAUCUGCUACCCCAGAUUCCCAGUGCUGGAUUUGACAAGGCCACCUACCAAGCCAUUGUCGAUGGUAUACUUCUUUCUAUCAAGAGAGCUCACGAGGCUAGGACCCCAACCCGGCUGAGCUUUGAUACCAAAGACCUUGUCGAUGGCAACAUUAACCGAAGCCCAUACUCUUACUUGGCUAACCCUGAGGAGGAGAGAAAGCGAUAUCAGUAUGAUACCGACAAAACCCUCAGUCUUAUACGGUUUGAUCGCGCAUCGGACGAUAAGACUACUGGUAUCUUGACCUUCUACUCUGUUCAUGGAACUUCUCUCUUCGCAAACAACACACUUGUUUCGGGCGACAACAAGGGUGUCGCCGCCUACCUUUUCGAAAGAGCUGCCAAGGGCGAUGACCGAUUUGCCGAGGGUUUCAUUGCGGGAUUCUCCCAGUCUUCCGUUGGAGACACGUCUCCCAACACUUUGGGCCCCUUCUGUGAAGAUACUGGCUUGGAUUGCAAAUUUGAAGACAGUACCUGCGGAGGCAGCACCGCCAAGUGUCACGGACGUGGCCCCUUCUUCCGCGAACUCGAUCAAGGAACUAAGAGUUGUUUCGAAAUAGGACGUCGUCAAUACAACACCGCGAAGGAAAUUUACGAGAACAUGGACACUUCUGCAAAGAGAAUCAGAGAUAACUCUGCCGUCAAGGCUUUCCAUGUCUACCAAGACUUUGAUGGAUACACAUUCCCAUCGCCGUUUAACCCUCAAAAGACUUUGACUACUUGCUCAGCAGCUUUGGGCUACUCUUUCGCCGGAGGUACUACUGAUGGACCAGGAAGAUUUGACUUUACUCAAAACGGCACUGAUUCGCCCAGCACGAAGAACCCUAUUUGGCGCAUUGCAAGAGAUUUCAUACACGCCCCCUCCAAGGAACAAAUUGCCUGCCAGAAGCCCAAGAAAAUCCUCCUUGAUAUCGGCGAUCUCACGUUCCCCUAUGCCUGGGCCGCCAACAUCAUUGACAUCCAAGUCUUGCGUGUUGGGCCCUUGUUCAUCAUUGUUGCCACUCCCGAGGUUAGCACCAUGUCCGGACGUCGUUGGAAGCAGGCUAUUGCAGACAAAGCAAAGGAGAUCCUGGGCGUGAGCAACCCACUCGUUGUUCUAGGGGCACCAUCAAACACUUAUGCCCACUACGUCACAACAGAAGAAGAGUAUGGCAUCCAGCGUUACGAAGGCGGCUCUACACUCCAUGGUCCGAAUACACUUGCUGCUCAUGUCAACCUUACCCUUACCUACCUCCCAUUCCUUUCUGCAAGCUCCAACAAUCACCCGGACCCAGGCCCAUACCCACCAAUUAACACCGAGAAGUCCCUUAGCUUCAUUGCCGGUGUGGUCCAUGACAACCCCCCGAUUGGCAAAAAGUUCGGCGACGUUCUCAACGGUCCGGAGAUGGGCAAGACCUUCCGUCCUGGCGACACCGUCAAGACUACUUUCGUCGGCGCCAACCCCCGCAACAACUUCAGACUGGAGAAGACCUAUACUGCUGUUGAACGCCAGGUCCCUAACUCUAACAGAUGGGAAGUCGUCCGAGACGAUUUUGACUGGAACUUGGUAUACCGCUGGAAGCGCAAGCGUCCAAUCAUUGGAACCAGCGAGGUUACCCUUGAAUGGACUAUUGAGGACGACUACUACUCUAUUGACAACAAGAAGAAGCUGGAGAGUGGAACUUACCGCCUCCACUACUACGGUGACUCGAAGGCUCCUGUUACGGGGCAGAUCACUGCCUUUGAAGGCAUUGGACCCGCCUUCAAGGUUGAGGCCUAG
This is a messenger RNA of Trichophyton benhamiae CBS 112371, 2286 nucleotides long. RefSeq lists its product as uncharacterized. Bases 1 to 2286 code for a protein of 761 amino acids. The record is from RefSeq and is a predicted model, not a curated record. Gene Ontology annotation, biological process: long-chain fatty acid biosynthetic process; sphingosine biosynthetic process; ceramide catabolic process. Gene Ontology annotation, molecular function: N-acylsphingosine amidohydrolase activity. The transcript has 3 exons. NCBI's taxonomy places the organism in Eukaryota, Fungi, Ascomycota, Eurotiomycetes, Onygenales, Arthrodermataceae. Gene Ontology annotation, cellular component: extracellular region.